This is a messenger RNA of Cyphellophora europaea CBS 101466, 726 nucleotides long. RefSeq lists its product as uncharacterized. The record is from RefSeq and is a predicted model, not a curated record. The transcript has a single exon. Lineage: Eukaryota; Fungi; Ascomycota; Eurotiomycetes; Chaetothyriales; Cyphellophoraceae. Bases 1 to 726 code for a protein of 241 amino acids.
AUGUCUCCGGCGGCAAAGCGCGCUCGUCGCCGAGCCGCGGGACGCAGUGGUGGCAUCUUUGAGCGUGUCCCUGGCUCCAGCAAGCCGUAUGACUUUCGCUACGUCCAGCCACCGGCGCAAACGCACACAUCGGGCCACCAGACUCUUGACCGGUGGCCGACGCCAGACCUCUCCCCAGAACAGGCGUCCUUUGCGCUCAACCACGAACAGCAACAGCGAAUGUCCGAGCCCUUUACCUCACCCGGCAUGACCAUGGCAAUUAGAAGCCGGAAGCCAGCAUACAGCCUCAAUCAGCCCCAUCACGACAUUGAGACAAGCAGGAUCGCCACGACCACGCUGAGCGAGCACACGAUCGCCGGCCUCGACGCCGCACCACAGCCCACACGCACCCGCAGCGGCGAUGGCCAACUGCAGAAGUCCAUGAAUGGCAUGCCCGACCGCUUCUGCGAUUCGACUGUAGGCGCACAGGUCGCCGAGUUGAGAGGCAAGUACCAGGAGCGCAAGGUACGGCGGGAGGUAAAGGGGUCGGAGCGGGCGGCAGAGCGGGAGGGGCGGCAGGCUCAGGACGCGAUCUUGGUGGCUGGGGGUGGUGCGAGUGCGCGGGGGAGGGUCAGUCGGUGCUUUGAGCACCUGGGCGGCGAAGAGAGCGGGAGCAGGGACGGGGUGUUGGCCGAGCAGGAUGUCGGUAAUCGGCGGUUCUUUGGGUUUGGGCGGAAGGGACACUGA